Messenger RNA from Sinocyclocheilus anshuiensis, 2045 nucleotides. RefSeq names its product neuron-derived neurotrophic factor (gene ndnf). The coding region runs from base 309 to 2030 and encodes 573 amino acids. Gene Ontology annotation, molecular function: heparin binding; protein binding. The transcript is spliced from 4 exons. Gene Ontology annotation, biological process: extracellular matrix organization. The record is from RefSeq and is a predicted model, not a curated record. NCBI's taxonomy places the organism in Eukaryota, Metazoa, Chordata, Actinopteri, Cypriniformes, Cyprinidae.
AGACACUUCACAGCAGUCUGACUCUCACUUCACUCUCAGUCUCUACAGAGGAGAACAGCAGGAGAACAACUCUGGAUACCCACUAAGACUAGAAGCCAACUUUGGGACGGGAGAAACUCCGUGAGCACAGAGCCGGAUCCGACUGAAGGAAUCUAGCCGGAACAACUUCAGUGCACUUUCUCCAAAAAGCUCCCUGCAUUUCCAUCGUGUGUGUUCUUAGACACGUUUGCGCUGCUGACAAACACAGUCAAAGAACAUUUCGAUCAAGACACUUUCGCACUGGAGUGAUUUAACCCAAAAGAACAAGGAUGACGUGGAUGUGUGGAUGUUAUGGCUUGGUGUUGCUGGUCUUGGGGGUGAUGGGACAGAAACUGCCCACGCGUGAUGAAGGCCUCUUUCAGAUGCAGAUCAGGGAUAAAGCUCUGUUUCAUGACUCUUCUGUCUUGCCAGAUGGAGCCGAGAUCAGUGGAUACCUGUUCAGAGAUACACCGAAAAGGUACUAUUUUGUGGUGGAGGAAGACAACACUCCUCUGUUGGUGACGCUGACACCUUGCGAUGCUCCUCUUGAAUGGAGAUUGACGUUGCAGGAGCUCCCAGAGGACCGCAGCGGGGAAGGAUCAGGUGAGCCAGAACCUCUAGAGCAGCAGAAACAGCAGGUCACGGGCAACGAGGGGACCGAACUCUUUACCUACAAAGGAAAUGACGUUGAGUCGUUCAUCUCCACUAGCUCCCCUUCGGGCUUGUACCAGCUGGAAAUCAUCUCGACCGAAAAGGACAGCAACUUCAAGAUUUACUCUACCACAACUCCCGAGUCCGACCAGCCAUACCCAGAGCUGCCUUACGACCCCAGGGUUGAUGUUACCGCAUUGGGUCGUACUACUGUCACGCUGGCCUGGAAGCCCACUCCUACUGGCUCCAUCAUGGGCCAGCCGAUCCAGUACUGUGUGGUUAUUAACAAGGAGCACAACUUCAAGAGCAUAUGCGCAGCGGAGGCCAAGAUGAGCUUGGAUGAUUCCUUCAUGAUUGCUCCAAAACCCGGUCAGGAUUUCAGCCCCUUUGACUUUGUUCAUUUUGGUUUUGUCCCAUCUGAGAAUGAUUUCAAGGAUCGUUCCCUCACCACCAACAGAGCUCUGAGCAACAAGAUGAGUCGCACAUAUAUCCCCAAGCCCAAAGUGGCAGACAUACAGAAGAUAUGCAUAGGCAACAAGAAUAUUUUUACCGUGACGGAUCUAAAGCCAGACAUGCAAUAUUACUUUGAUGUGUUCGCCGUCAACACUGGCACCAACAUGAGUACUGCGUACGUUGGCACUUUUGCCCGCACCAAGGAAGAAGCCAAGCAGAAGACAGUGGAGCUCAAGGAUGGGAAAGUAACAGACGUCUUCAUUAAGAGGAAAGGCAGCAAAUUCCUUCGCUUUGCCCCGGUCUCCUCUCACCAGCGUGUCACGCUCUUUAUCCAUGCCUGUCUGGAUGAAGUGCAAGUUCAGGUGCGGCGUGAUGGGAAGCUUGUUCUCUCUCAGAAUGUGGAGGGUGUCCGUCAGUUCCAACUCAGAGGAAAGCCCAAAGCCAAGUACCUGAUUCGUCUGAGAGGGUCCCGCAAGGGUGCCUCCACCUUGAAAGUACUGGCCAGCACACGUGCCGGAGGCAAGCAACCUUUCCCUGCCCUACCUGAGGAUACCCGCAUCAAGGCUUUCGAUAAGUUGCGUACCUGUUCCUCUGUUACCGUGGCUUGGCUUGGCACACAGGAGCGCAACAAAUACUGUGUUUACAGGCGUGAAGUUUCCGAAAGCUACGGCGAAGAGCAUCGGCGCCGAGAGCAGAACCAGUGCGCUGGACCAGAGAGCCGUCGCAAGUCUGAGAAAGUGCUUUGCAAGUACUUCCACAGCGCCAACCUGCAGAAGGCAGUCACUACCGAGACCAUAACGGGCCUCGAGGCGGGAAAGAGCUAUCUCCUGGAUGUUUAUGUGGUGGGACACAGCGGUCACUCAGUCAAGUACCAGAGCAAACUGGUGAAAACAAGGAAGUACUGUUAAAAGACAGAGACUCAG